Messenger RNA from Bradysia coprophila, 2566 nucleotides. RefSeq lists its product as uncharacterized. NCBI's taxonomy places the organism in Eukaryota, Metazoa, Arthropoda, Insecta, Diptera, Sciaridae. The record is from RefSeq and is a predicted model, not a curated record.
GAAGAUUGCAAUCUUUAAGUGUGAGUUCCUAAUCGUUGUAAAACAAACAGCGAUUAGUCUGAAUUAAAUAGUCGGAUCAUUUCAAUUUUAAGUAACCUAGUAUAACACUAUCCAGCAAAAUGAAUAAUUUAUUUUUGAUUUUAUGGUGUUAUGUGUUUAGUGUACUAGUUGAAACGGUUGUUCUUAUUGAACCAGUUAAAAAUGAAGACAGAGUAGCGGUUAAAAUAGAAAUCGAAGUUGAAGUUGAAGUUUCAAUUGAAGGUGAUAAUAUUUACAGUUCGGCCAUGAAAAUUAUGCUGACCAGUGGUAGCAUUUCGAAACUUCAUGUUUACGUUGCCGACACAUUCUACGUAGACGAUGAUUUACAGUUGACUGGAGUCAAGGAGCUGAAAAUUUUCACCAAUAUUUGGAAUAAUACACAGCCUGUAGUAUUUGAUCUGAGUGGUUCGAACGGAGCCAGUCAGCAAGCGUCAAUAAACGGAUUAGCGGGACAGCCCGGAAAAAAUGGAACAGAUGGUGGGAACUUUUUCGCGCUGGCGAAUAAAAUCAUCAAUGGUGACUAUUUAACUGUAAAAUCGGACGGUGGUAAUGGUGCAAAUGGUCAAGAUGGUGGGACAAGUGCUGAUAUUUUUGUUUUGUUAAACGUUGACAACGAUAACUAUCCUAGUGGCUGGUUUAGUAGUGGCGGUGAUCUUUAUGACUAUUAUAAAAGAUACUUUGACAAUAGGGGAUAUAACGCAGAAAUUAGUGAAGUUGAUGACUACACCUCCUUGUAUGCAGUGUUCGUGCACGAGAAAAAGGCCAGCUUUAACGUUCGAUUGCAUCCGCAAAAGUGUUGUGGGACAACUGGAAUAGGAGGUGUGGGAGGAUUCGGCGGUCGACGUGGAAACUUUCAAUUUAAGUACACCGGUAACAAUAAUACAGAAUCGACACCAAAGUUCGUAGGUAACGAUGGAUUCAAUGGAAAGCCGGGCAAAGAUGGGAAACUUUGCGAAAAUCUAGCACUCGACGUUCACAUUGCGGCUGAAUUGAAGAGAGUUGUUUUCAUUGCUUUUCCAUUACAUUACUCAUUAUCAAGUCAUUUCAAUGUUCUCAAUCACACUAAAAGCUCUAAAUGUUCACCGGUAUAUGUAAGUAGCAACGAAACAACCGUGUCAUCGGCGUCAAGUGAACCAACCCAAAUCGAAACUGUUUCGUCUGGAAUUCUUUCCUACAAAAAGUUUUUGUUGGAAAAUAUGAAUAAUGACACACUGACAACUAUGGUUCAGGAAGCGUAUAGAGCGAUCGACGAGAAUCAGGAAAUAAAUGACGAGAAUUCACUGAGCGGAUUGGUGCUAGAAGCUUUAGAAUUAGAAAGAAAUUAUUUUGUCCUGAAAAAUUCGAUCAAUAUGAUUCCACUGUACCGACGUUUAUUCCAAAGAAUAAAAACAGGAAAAAUGAAUGCUCAAAAUGAGCAAGACUCACGUGUAAGACAAUAUCUCAGAUCAAUUUUCCAACAGAAAUUAAGUGAUUUAAGGUUAGCAAAGAAUUCUCAGCUUUAUCUUAUGAACUUGUCUUAUAUUGAAAGUAUUACCAAUGCCAUUGAAUAUGGAAAUGAAGAUGUUCCAAUUAUCACCGAUGUUAGCUUGCAGAAAAAACUGAAUAAACUACGGUUUUUAGCGAACGGAAAUCAUAUUCUCGGCAUAUACCAUCGUGCCAUCGAACAGUUUCGACUUUCAUACUUCCCUUUCGCCGUAGACUACUUAAAACACUAUCGCUUAUCAGCGAAGACUUCGGCGUACAGCAAUCUGGAUCACAUAAUUGGAACUACCAUUAACAACUUGAAGGUGUUAAGUCGAAACAUUGAAAGUAUCAGAUCAACUGAAGAAAUUUGGACCAUUAAUAACCUUGACGGUACCGAUCCACAAGACGCCUUCUACGUAUGGGAGAAUAAAGAUUUUCGUGAUGAAAUUCGUAGUUUAUUCGAAGGCAAGGAGAUCACGUUGUUAUCUGACAUCAAACUGGCGAAAAAACAAUUCAACGCAAUCAAGUUCAAUACAAUCGACCUGGUAUUUAGAUCAUCAGAACAGAGCGUUACCGAUCAGUUGAACGAUGUACUUAAAUCAUUCAACGUUCGGUUCAAACAUCCCGGCCGAUCGCUCAUUCGAUGCAAUGGCAAUUUCUACGAAAUGAUCAGUGAUCCAAUGUCACUUGAAGUCAGUUUUGAAAAAGAUGAGCAUCUAGCACCGAUGACUCGUAGCGGUAACUAUGCGAUGUUGCGCUAUAACGAUCCGAUUCUUAGUCCGUACACGUUGUGGCAAAUUCAGUUGCUUGAAGAGUAUGUACCCACUCGAAAUAUUUCUGAUUUAAUUCAGUUCAGUGAGCUCGAUAUUGACAUCGAAUUUCACGGCUUUGGGAGAUAUAUCGAAGAAAAUGCGACAAUUUGCGAGGGUGAAAAAUUAGCAAAAUUUUAUACACAAAUUGUUGGUUAGUUCUCACACUAGUUUAAAAAAAAAACAUUUUUUACCGUCCAUAAUCUCAAAAUUCAUCAGUAGUCCAACUAAACUUAUUAAUAAAAUUUGUAAUU